Loa loa (African eye worm) is the source of this 207-nucleotide messenger RNA. RefSeq lists its product as hypothetical. The annotation marks the transcript as partial. Gene Ontology annotation, molecular function: extracellular ligand-gated monoatomic ion channel activity. The record is from RefSeq and is a predicted model, not a curated record. Gene Ontology annotation, biological process: monoatomic ion transport. The transcript has a single exon. Gene Ontology annotation, cellular component: membrane. Lineage: Eukaryota; Metazoa; Nematoda; Chromadorea; Rhabditida; Onchocercidae.
GAUUAUACUGUCGCAUUUUAUUUACGUCAAUUUUGGCGUGAUAAUCGUUUAGCAUUCAAAAGUACUGAUAGAAAAGAAUUAACAAUCGGAAUUGAUUUAAUAAAGAGUAUUUGGGUUCCGGAUACCUUUUUUCCGAAUGAGAAGAAAUCAUUCUUUCAUGAAGCCACAACGCAUAACUCUUUCUUACGUAUCGAUAAUUACGGGAAU